Messenger RNA from Panicum hallii, 1443 nucleotides. Its product is annotated as lecithin-cholesterol acyltransferase-like 1. The transcript is spliced from 2 exons. Gene Ontology annotation, biological process: lipid metabolic process. The coding region runs from base 62 to 1309 and encodes 415 amino acids. The record is from RefSeq and is a predicted model, not a curated record. NCBI's taxonomy places the organism in Eukaryota, Viridiplantae, Streptophyta, Magnoliopsida, Poales, Poaceae.
CCACGGCGUAGAAAUAUCCCGAGAGACCACGCUCCCAUCAGAGGGUUUCAGCAUCAGACCCAUGGCUCCCGUUCCUCCGCUCCUCGCCGUGACGGCGCUGCUGCUGGCCCUACCGCUCGGGAGCGCCGCCGGGGACCUGCACCCGGUCGUGCUCGUGCCGGGCUACGGCUCCAACCGGCUGGAGGCGGCGCUGACGGCGGCGUACGAGCCCCCGGCGCCCGCGUGCGCCGCCGGCGCGGACCGGCAGGGGUGGUGGUUCCCGCUCUGGCCCAACCACACGGCGACGCGCGACGCCAGCCAGGUCCCCUGCUUCGCGGACCAGAUGAGCCUCGUCUACGACGCCGGCGCCGACGACUACCGCAACGCCGACGGCGUCGCCACCCGCGUCCCGUCCUUCGGCUCUGCGCGCGCCCUCAUCGGGUGGGACCAGCUGGUGCGGCAGCUGGAGGGCAUGGGCUACCGCGACGGCGAGACCCUCCUCGCCGCGCCGUACGACUUCCGCUACGCCGUCGCGCCGCGGGGCCACCCGUCCGCGGUGGGCGGCCGCUACUUCCGCGACCUCGGGCGCCUCAUCCGGGCGAGCCGCCGCCGCCGGGGCCGCCCGGUCAUCGUGGUCGCGCACAGCUUCGGCUGCGCGCUCACGUACCAGUUCCUCCUCUCCCGCCCGCUCCCCUGGCGCCGCCGCUACGUCAAGCACGUCGUCUUCCUGGGCUCCGCGCUCGGCGGGUUCGCGCCGGGGAUGUACGGGCUCAGCGCCGGCAUCGACUACGGCCUCCAGGGCGUCACGCGGCCGGCGAUGCUCCGGCUGGCUCGCAGCCAGCAGAGCGCCCUCUGGCGCCUGCCCACGCCGCUGGUGUUCGGGGACCGGCCGCUGGCGGUGACCCGGAGCGGGACCUACACGGCGCGCAACAUGUCGGGGUUCCUCGAGGCGAUCGGCUUCCCCGACGGGGUGCGGCCGUACGAGACCCGGGUGCUGCCGAUGUGGGAGGUGCUGCCGCCGCCGAUGGUGCCGGUGACCAGCGUCAUCGGGGUCGGGAUCAGGACGCCGGAGACGUACGUGUUCGGGACGGACGGGUUCGAGGGGGAGCCCGAGGUGGUGUACGGCGACGGCGACGGGGACAUCAACCUGGUGAGCCUGGCGGCCAUCGACGACUGGGCCGGUGUGGAGGGGCAGGCCAUGGAAGUCGUCAGACUCCCCGGCGUGCACCACGGUGGCUUCUUCAGCGACGAUUCCGCUGUCGAGAGAGUGGUUGAUGAGAUACACAAGGCAGGAGGAAGCAUAGAGCUCGAUCGGAAAUUUAGCAUCUGAGCGACUGAACGGUGGUGUCUGGUGGUGAGACCAUCAUCGCUUUGAACAGAGAAUGCAUCAUGAUCGGGAGUCGAGUUCACAUGUUAGAGGGGCUCAGUUUUUUUUUUUGAAAUAAAGGGGGCUCGUGUUUGUCA